Pimephales promelas (fathead minnow) is the source of this 2902-nucleotide messenger RNA. RefSeq names its product syntaxin 5A (gene stx5a). Gene Ontology annotation, cellular component: Golgi membrane; endomembrane system; SNARE complex. The record is from RefSeq and is a predicted model, not a curated record. NCBI's taxonomy places the organism in Eukaryota, Metazoa, Chordata, Actinopteri, Cypriniformes, Leuciscidae. Gene Ontology annotation, molecular function: SNARE binding; SNAP receptor activity. Gene Ontology annotation, biological process: endoplasmic reticulum to Golgi vesicle-mediated transport; vesicle fusion; intracellular protein transport.
CGUGACGCACACCGGAAGCGGUCAGGACUGGAAGUGAAACCCCGACCUCACUAACAUCGACAAGCCGGGGAAUAUUGUAAAAAACGACGAAAUGGCACAAUAACCAUGAUGUGCGGAGUCGCUGAAGAAUAGUCAGCUCAGCCAAGAUCUUAGUAACCUCUGGAGUCUGAGUUGUUUGUUUUGGCACCAUAAAGACGCAAGUGGAGUUUCACAGCAGCCGGAUCACUUUAGACUCACUGUCACACACAUCCUGAUCACGUUGAGGAGAAAAGCUUCUGCGGCAUUAUCAUGACGUGUCGGGACCGCACACUUGAGUUCCAGUCGGCUUGUAAGUCCCUGCAGGGGAGACAGUUACAGAAUGGGACUCAUGCUAAACCUGUCAUUAAUGCCCUUAAACAGCGCAGUGACUUCACUCUCAUGGCCAAGAGAAUUGGGAAAGACUUGAGCAACACAUUUGCCAAGCUUGAAAAGCUUACAAUUUUGGCCAAAAGGAAGUCUUUGUUCGAUGAUAAAGCAGUGGAGAUUGAGGAGUUAACGUACAUCAUUAAACAGGACAUCACCAGUCUGAAUAAGCAGAUAGCGCAGCUGCAAGACCUUGUGCGAUCCCGCAGUGGGCAAAAUGGCCGCCACAUCCAGACACAUUCCAACACAAUUGUUGUUUCCCUGCAGUCCAAGCUGGCAUCAAUGUCAAAUGAUUUCAAGUCAGUCCUGGAAGUGAGAACAGAGAAUCUGAAGCAUCAGCGCAGCAGAAGAGAGCAUUUCUCCCAAGCUCCUGUCUCAGCCUCUCCUCUGCUCACCAAUAACUUCAAUAGCUCAGUUCUGAUGCAGGAUGAGUCCAGGAGUCUGGGAGGCGAGGUGGCCAUCGACAUGGGCUCUACAGCAAACCCUCUUCAGCUGCAGCUCAUCGACGAACAGGACUCGUAUAUCCAGAGCCGAGCGGACACCAUGCAGAACAUCGAGAGCACCAUCGUGGAGUUGGGCUCCAUCUUUCAGCAGCUGGCACACAUGGUCAAAGAGCAGGAGGAGACGAUUCAGAGGAUCGACGCCAAUGUGGAGGACACCCAGCUGAAUGUGGAAAUGGCCCACAGCGAGAUACUGAAGUAUUUCCAGUCCGUCUCCUCCAAUCGCUGGCUCAUGAUCAAGAUAUUCCUCGUUCUCAUCGUCUUCUUCAUCAUCUUUGUGGUCUUCUUCGCCUGAGAAGGAACAACCUUGAGUGUAAGAAGAGGUGGAAACAGAGCCAAAGGUUUUGAAGGAAGGAGGAACGGGCGAUGGACUUACGGGCGAAUGUGCAAAAACACAAACACAAGUGGACUGGGACUCUGACUUUCUUUUUUGGGGGGGGGAGGACAAUCUGAUGCUCAUUGGUGGAAGGAUUUUGGUCAGAGUGACUGUCCAUGUUUGACUCUCUCACUCUAGAGGGAAGAGGAUGGUGAUGACGCUGACGAAGGUGGAACUGAGAUUUACUGUGCAUUUAGACCGAGAGGAGGGUGUUCUGAUUCACUCUGUUCUCUUUAAGCUUCAUCUACGUCUACAUUAAUACUUGAGCCUUCGUUUCUCAUUAAUAAUCACAUAUUAAAAGAGAAGGCUUUUCCCCAAAUGGUUUGAUUCUUUAAACUGGUUUAGUUUGUUUUUCUUCAGCCAGUGUUAUUCGUAAUCAUCGAUAACAUUUUUACAGUAAAUUAAUUGACUCUAAUUAUCUUUAUAAAAUGUUCCUGAUAAUAAUAAUCUCUAUUGAUCUGUUUUUAUAUCAAAGUUAUGCAAUUUUUGCCACUUAUGGGUCAUUCUCACAAAGAAAUAUCAGGGUCAUAUUUUACCCCAAAAAUGAAAGGAAAAAAUAUUUUUAGUUUUAAUGUGAAGGAAAAAAAAAUACAAUAUGAUGAAAAUGAUUGUAUAUGGCAUGAUAUAUUUAUUAUUAAUAAACGGAAAUUUAAUUAAAUGCAAUGAUAUACACUACAAACGUACUUUAAAAAUGUGCAAAUGCAUGUGUACAUAUAGAAAUCAUGUAUAUAUUUUUUCAAACAUAAGUCAUGAAAAUUUGGAGGAAUUCAUGCAAAACAAAAAUACUUAUGUUUCUUGUUUGGGUGGUGAAAUAUGAGCCUGGGAUUUCCUGCCAGUUUUCAUGUGAUUCUACCUUCUAGUGUUAAGGCCUUCUGAUUGCCGGCCCUGUAAAUAUGAGGUCUGCAAUAUUAUAUACUGUUUAGAGACUUUGAUGGUUUUUUUUUUUUUUUUUUGAGUUUGAUUCUGCCAAAUACACAAGGAGUUAGAGGAAGUUACCUGGUCGUAUGAUUUUGCUCCACAAGGUGCAAAUGAAGACCAGUAAUAUAGAUUUUAAAAGAGGUUUAAAUGGCCCAAAGAGACUCCAGAUGGUUCUAAAGCUAAAAACUGUUCAUUCAUCACAUUAGGAUGUUUCGUUCCAGAUCUGUGCUGAGACAGUUUCACGUGUUGGUUGUUCUGGAGCUGAACGUCUGGUAAUGAAACCGAUCGGUACAACCUUGGCCUGAUGAAAGUAUUGGCCGACGGCACAAAGAACAAGAUCAGCUCCUUCAUGCUGUGAUGCUGUGAAUAAUGAAACAGGAGGAGGAGCUGCCAGAGAUGAUGUCUUCACUUAGAAACAGCUUUUUCCAGGUCAAACUCUCUCAUUUGCUAAAUCACAGACUUUCUCUCUCCCACACACUCUCAAAUCAAACUCAUGAACGAUGUACAGUGUAUUAUUUAAUAAGCACUUUUUAUGAAGACUCCUGUUUCCAGGCUUUUUUAGCUGAUGAUCUGCAUCUCUUGUAUGAACUGAACAUUGUUGUAAUGUAAGAGCAAACAGUACAUAUUAAUACACAUCUGAGAAGUAGUGUUUCUGGCUAAUGUUGCAUUUGUUGCUAUGACUGUAAUGAUUUUCUGGAGUAAAUCU